AUGAGUAACACUACCUACGCAUUAUUGAAUAACUCGACAGAUAAUAUUGAUGUUGCAAUACCAGUUAAAGAACCUUUAUCACCUCAGUCCUCAUCUGUGACGAACACGACCAAUGUAGAUACACUCCGAAAAAAUUACAAACAAAUAGCAAUCGCCGUCGCACUCUAUUGGUCUGUUUCGAUCACCAUGGUAUUUUUAAAUAAAUAUCUAUUAAGCUCCAAAGAUGUGAAAUUAGAUGCACCACUUUUUAUAACAUGGUAUCAAUGUAUUGUAACCGUUGGUAUUUGCGCUAUAAUUGGCAAUUUAAAUAAAAGAGUUGCUGCUUUUUCUGGAUUUCCAUCAUUUAAUAUUGAUCUUAAAAUUGCACGUGAUGUACUUCCACUUUCGUUGAUGUUUGUCGCUAUGAUUAUAUUUAAUAAUUUAACGUUGAAGUAUUUAACUGUAUCAUUUUAUAUGGUUGGACGAUCAUUAACUACAGUCGCCAAUGUGGUUUUUACUUAUAUUAUGCUCGGUGAUAGAACAUCGUAUAGAGCGUUGAUUUGUUGUGGCCUUAUCAUUGCUGGAUUUUUUCUUGGUAUGGAUCAAGAAAAUACACUAGGUACUCUUUCAAUUUUCGGUGCACUCUGUGGUGUAGCAUCAAGUAUAUUUGUCGCCUUAAAUGCCAUUUAUACAACUCGAUGCUUACCAUGCGUUGAUAAAAAUAUUUGGCGUCUAUGUUUAUACAAUAAUUUUAAUGCUUGUAUUCUAUUUUUACCUCUCAUGCUUGUUUUUGGUGAAAUACCUGUUGUUUUUAAUUAUUCGAAAUUGUUCAAUAUUCCAUUUUGGAUUGCAAUGACAGCAGCUGGCUUUCUUGGUUUUUCCAUGGGCUAUGUAACAGGUUAUCAAAUAAAGAUAACCAGCCCAUUAACACAUAAUGUGUCUGGUACAGCAAAAUCUUAUGUGCAAACAUUAAUGGCUGUUGUUAUCUAUAGUGAAACAAAAACAAUGCUUUGGUGGAUAUCGAAUGUAUUUGUUCUUGGUGGAUCUGGUCUGUUUGCGCAAGUGCGAGCGAAAGAAAUGAAACAAAAUCAUAAUUCGAAUAAAUCUACGACUGAUAAUACUAAUGGAAAUUCAGUUAAAGCAUAG
This is a messenger RNA of Rotaria socialis, 1125 nucleotides long. Lineage: Eukaryota; Metazoa; Rotifera; Eurotatoria; Philodinida; Philodinidae. The record is from the annotation of a GenBank genome assembly.